AUGUUGACCCAGCAAGCGUGGGAUGUUGCCAUGCGGCGGCGGUUCAACUUCAAGUUCACCAGUUCGAAACGCCCAUUUAUCUCUCCUCACCCCGCGCCUGUUGUGGAUGAAUCGAGAUACUACAAUUUUGACGAUACCCUGGCCCCUAUACGUCCGGGGUCACCUCUGGCAGACCGGCCAGUAAUCGACCCUACGACGCUGGUGCACCUUCGACACGCCUGUAUCCUGCUCUAUCAUAGGGUCAAGAACCAGGGCCAGCCUGUCCGGCGUGCUGCCAUUCCUGAGCCGGAUCCGGGCUACUCCCAGCACGAACAUGAGCGUCACAAACUGGCUGAUCACCCACCAGAUAAACGGCCUAUAGGCUCCGUGGACGAAGGCAAUGCUUCUGGGAGCAGUAUCCCACCAGAGAGUGCAUCAUCUGGACGCCGUAGACCGCUUGUUCGGACAGACUUGCCAUCUUCCAGCUUGCUGCCUACUUCUGGCCCCGUGGCUCCCAAUAGCGCCAGCGUUGUUACCGACCAGCCUUCCCCGGAGAUGGGAAUACGACGGACAACAUCUGCUCCUAUGCAUACAGAGACUGGUAUCAUAGUCGAAGACCCUUCGUAUCCAUAUACAUCUCGGAACUGCCAGGUUCCCAGCGUCAGCCAUGGCACCAGCCUGUCCACAUCCCCAACCGGGCCUGCAGCCCCUGAGUCCUCCCUCCAAACUCGGCCGGAAGAUGCACCACACCCUUUCGCAGGUCGCACGGCUGGCAGACAGGGCUACCAAGACAGUGAUACAGAGACUCUCGCACCUACAGAAACGGAUAUUCGUCAACAUGCUGAAAGCACGCCCGGUCCUAUCAGCCAGAGCAUGGGAUUGGUGCCAGUAGCAACACAGGCCUCCGACGAGAGAUCUUCGUCGAGCUCCUCAAACUCUUCUACGGAUGCCACCAAUACCUCAGCAACCACAGUGACCACUACCAGCACGUCCAGCGAUAUCACCGCCGCGACUAGUACCUCCACUCCACCGGCCACUUCUGCGAGUGCUGCGACAACUGCCAGCCAGCUGUCACGAGUGCAGACUUUUGUCAAGAAGCUUUCCAAGUUCGGAUUCAAUAAAAAGAAAGCAUCAAGCACCAACCGAAGAAAUAUGGGCUUGGGCAUGGUGGUUGAGGCUACCUGA
Messenger RNA from Trichophyton benhamiae CBS 112371, 1164 nucleotides. RefSeq lists its product as uncharacterized. Bases 1 to 1164 code for a protein of 387 amino acids. The record is from RefSeq and is a predicted model, not a curated record. Lineage: Eukaryota; Fungi; Ascomycota; Eurotiomycetes; Onygenales; Arthrodermataceae. The transcript is spliced from 2 exons.